This is a messenger RNA of Rotaria sp. Silwood1, 2147 nucleotides long. Lineage: Eukaryota; Metazoa; Rotifera; Eurotatoria; Philodinida; Philodinidae. The record is from the annotation of a GenBank genome assembly.
AUGGAAUAUAUGUCAGAAAAUUUUGAUCAAGCUACAUUUGAAAGUUUACUUAAUGAUCCUCAACAUGAAGAAAUAAAAGAAAAUCUCAACUUAGAUGAUAAUCAAAUAGAUUUGAUCUUGACAAUAUUUGACAAAAUCUGUUCGAAAUAUGGUUUUCCAAAUAAAACUAUUUUGGCUCAGUAUCUAUUGAUUGUAUCAAUACGCAAUCAACGAGAACAUGAUAGGAUGGAUUCUUUUAUAAAACUAAGUCCUGAUGAUCAACGUUCAUUUGAAAAAUAUUGUGAAAAAAAUAAUUUAAUUGACCAUUACCAACGUAAAGAUCAUAUUCUACUUGAAAGUUUAUUUACAUUGUAUGUCACAGAUCUAAUUCAAAAAUUAAAGAAGAACCAAGAAACGUGAGUGAAAAUAUUUACUCUUUAUCCUGCAAACCGCUAUUAUUAAUAAAUUCUUGUUUUUUCUUUUCUUUAGUCCAACAGAGCCAAUAACUUGAAGAUGAUUUAGCUGGUGGUUAUGAAAAAAAACAUUUUUCUCUUGUCAUAUAUUUUUUUCAAUAAAUGUUUUUCAUUUGAAACAUAUCUGUUUUUUUUCGAUUGAAUUUCUCUGAUUCAAAGAUCUAAUUUUCGCAACUAAAUCAAAAACAUGGGAAUUAUUUUAUCCUUGAUAAUCUUUCUUUUUCACAUAUCAUCUGAGCAUAAAAUGGUCAAAAAAACUGAGCUCUAAAGUUCGUUAACUCAAAACUUGGAGCUUACUUACGCAGUCACCUUUAAGAAUAAAGUCCUGUCUAAAUAUUGCAAUUUGUAGGAGUAAGGCCUCCCGAGUGAAAUCCUAGAUGGAGAGUUGUGUGUGUGCUGUUAGACAGAUAUGCUACUUGAGAUGUUAGAGGCAUCGCAUGGGAUGCUAGAAGCAUCAUGGAUGUGAGUAGAGUUUCUCUUUCACGUCGACACACCCACACCCUUUCUUUUAAAAUGUCAAUUCAUAUUCGAGAUUGAUUUUUUCUCAAAUGUUACCAUAACGAAUCAUAGUCUAUUUCAAUUUUAUUCAAUUUUAUAAGAAAAAAAAGCCAAUGAAACUAUUCGAUUUUUUUUGUUAUCAAAUAUUUCAAUAUGAUUAAAACGAUCUGUUUGAAUUAAAUUGGAUAAAAUUAUAAUGUGAGAUGGAUACAUAUAAUAGAUUUACUCGUAAAACAUCCUAGAAUUCUGUAUUAGAAGAUAAUUAGAAUUUAAUUCUAAAUAUGUCUAUAGUAGAGAGAUUUUAUUUCUUAUAUCUAUAUAGCCUUUCAUAUUUCUAAUCUACUUUAAUUAAUUAAAUAAACGGAUAUUAAUUUCAAUAAAUCUAUCAUCUCGAUGGUAAAUUAUUAUUUAUUAAUUGUAAAUAUAUUUAUUUCUAUAAUAGGAUCUAUAUAUGAGAAUAAACUUGAUAUUGAAUUAAUCAAAUGACGAAAAAGAUCUUUUAUUGAAGGUUCGUUGUUAUUUUAUAAAAGAAAGAAUCGUUAAAUAAAUCUUAUCUAUUAUCAUAUAUUCAAUAGAUUAUAAAUGUUAAUUGAUUAUGUUUAGAUUAGUAUAGAUUUAAAUUAGUCUAGAGAUUGAAUAAGAUAUAUAUUAAAUAUAUAAAUUGUUUUAGAUUUUAAAAUUAAAUUCAAUAUUUAAAUUUUUACACAAAUUCAUAUGUUUAAAACUCUAUGUAACUCUUAAACAUUGAAACAUAUAUUGUGUUUUUUUGUUAAUAUUAACAUGUUAAUUCAAUUAUUUUCAAUAGAUUUAUUUAUAAGAAUAAAUUAAUAAUAUGAAGGAGAAAUAAAAUCUCGAUAUGUUAAAAUAAAAUAGUUAUUUAUCUUAAAAGAAUAUUUAUUUCAUAUAUAAAUUACAUUAAUAAAACAUUUAUUGAAAUAAUAAACGAUAAAAAAACGUUCGUUUUGACGAUAUAUAUAAUCAAAGAUUAUUUAUUGAUUUAUAUCAUAUGCAAACUAAUUGAGAUCUUAUAUAAUAUGAAUAUUGAAGAGUGGUUUAUAUUGAUAUAAGUCAACGCAUAUAAUCAUAUGAAAUAUUUAUAUGAAAAGAAUUUCUAUGUAUUUAAACAAUAAAUAAUAAUUAUUUAUCUUUGGUCGUUUCGAGAUCAACUUUCCUUAUUAACAUUAACAUUUAAUCGAU